AUGCAGGACAAAGAGAAAGCAGAGCGCUCCCUAAGCCCAGCAAGCCCCCUGCCAGCCGAAAAUGCGGUGGAAGAAGGCGAGAUCUUCACUACUUCGUCCUCAGGUGUCAACUUUCGCAAGGUCGGCUGGUUCAAUGCCACUGUGAUCUUCACCAAGAUCCUUUUCGCAACGGGGGUGCUCUCCCUCCCCUCAGCCUUAUACUCGCUGGGCGCUGUCGGCGGCUCAAUCAGCAUCGUCGCGUGGGGUGUCUUGAACUGUUACUGCUUCGUGAUCCUGGGCAAUUUCCGCAAUGAACACCCGCACUGCCACUCCAUCGCAGAUAUGGCCGAGGUCGCCGGCGGUAUUGUCGCCAAGGAAGUCACCGGUUUACUCUUUAUCAUCGCGUACGUCCUUGUCACAGGAAGUGGGAUAAUUGGCGUCUCGACUGCCCUCAAUGCCCUAUCGCAUCAUGCAGCGUGUACAGUCUGGUGGUCGCUUUUGGCGACAGUGGUUAUUACCGCAACGGCAUCGAUCCGCAAGCUCGAGCAUGUCGGCUGGUUAUCCUACGCCGGGUUCCUCUCCAUCUAUGUCGCCGUUCUGAUUGUCGUUAUUGGAGUGACACAGCAAGAUCGGCCGGCUGCUGCGCCGAAAGAGGGCCCGUUUGAUCUAGGGUAUGUCAGUUUCAACAACCCUGGGUUCGCGGCUGGGAUGGUGGCGUCAUGCACGAUCUUCGUCUCCUCUGCGGGAACCAGUGCGUUUUUGCCUGUUAUCUCGGAGAUGCGCAAUCCGAAGGAGUACAAGAAGCCACUCUAUCUUUGUAUGACAUUGGUGACGGCGUCGUACUUGGCUUUCAGUCUGGUAGUUUAUCGAUGGUGUGGGAUGUGGGUGGCCAGUCCCUCAUUAGGGAGCGCAGGCCAAACCAUGAAAAUGGUCUCGUACGGCGUCGCACUUCUUGGUCUGAUCGUCAGCGGCACGCUUUACCUACACGUCGGCGCAAAAUACGUCUUUGUCCGCAUCCUCAGCGAAACGCGGCACCUGCAGUCUAAUACUCUUGUCCACUGGACCGUCUGGUUGAGCUGCACAACCAUCCUCGGCGCCCUAGCAUUCGUGCUUGCGUCCGCAAUCCCAAUCUUCAACUACCUACUCGCCCUUGUGGGUUCUAUUUGCUUUGCCCCCUUGGCGAUGAGUCUCCCAGGCUGGCUAUGGCUGUAUGACCACGGAGAAUACAGAACGGGAAAUCUGGUGAAGAAGGCUGCAUAUGGACUGCAUGUGGGACUUGUGCUCCUGGGCGUGUUCUUUUGCGUUGGGGCGACAUAUGGCGUUGUAGUUCAGAUUGUGGAUGCGUACGACAGCGGGCUUAUCGGAUCGGCCUUUAGCUGUGCUGAUAAUUCGGGAUCAACUUGA
Messenger RNA from Aspergillus nidulans FGSC A4, 1383 nucleotides. Its product is annotated as putative neutral amino acid permease. Gene Ontology annotation, biological process: L-alpha-amino acid transmembrane transport. The transcript has 4 exons. NCBI's taxonomy places the organism in Eukaryota, Fungi, Ascomycota, Eurotiomycetes, Eurotiales, Aspergillaceae. Bases 1 to 1383 code for a protein of 460 amino acids. The record is from RefSeq and is a predicted model, not a curated record. Gene Ontology annotation, cellular component: membrane.